Melanotaenia boesemani (Boeseman's rainbowfish) is the source of this 1048-nucleotide messenger RNA. It is a transcript of the gene uxt, whose product is annotated as ubiquitously-expressed, prefoldin-like chaperone. Gene Ontology annotation, molecular function: transcription corepressor activity. Gene Ontology annotation, biological process: negative regulation of transcription by RNA polymerase II. The record is from RefSeq and is a predicted model, not a curated record. The coding region runs from base 208 to 699 and encodes 163 amino acids. Lineage: Eukaryota; Metazoa; Chordata; Actinopteri; Atheriniformes; Melanotaeniidae. The transcript is spliced from 6 exons.
CCACGCCUUUCCUGCCGAAAACCGGAAGUACUUGUUCAGUUGCUUCCGGCGCAUAGCGGCAGUUACAGAAUGCUAACCGCGCUAACUGGACUGCGUUUGACAUACAAACGUAAACUGUAACAUCGAGAAAAACACCGACCGGUGACUGCUGGCGGUAAUCUGCGCCACACCGGGAUUUAUUUACAUGUUAACGGGAGACGAGCGAACAUGGCGCCGCCAGCUGAUGCUAAUGCUAACGCUAACGUGGAGCAGAAGGUUCUGCAGUACGAAGCGUUUCUAGACGAGGUUCUGAGGAGAGACCUGCAGAAGGUGAUGGAACAGAGGGACCAGGUCUAUGAGAAGAUCUCUCAGUACCUGCAGCUGAAGAACACCAUCCAGAGUCUGCAGGUAAACACGGAGGCGGGCUCUCAGCAGCUGAAGACAGACGUUGAUCUCGGCUGUAACUUCUAUGUUCAGGCUGAAAUCGAGGACUCGUCCAGGAUCCUGGUGUCGGUGGGUUUUGGGUUCUUCGUGGAGAUGACUCAUGAUGAAGCGCUGCGAUUCGUGGAGAAGAAGACCAAUCAGCUGACGGCCUUCACGGAGCAGCUGACCAAAGACUCGGCUAAAAUCAAAGCCCACAUCCGGAUGGUUCUGGAGGGUCUGCGGGGGCUGCAGGGGCUAACUGAUCUGCCAGAGGCCAGAAGAAGAGACAUUUUCUAGACUUCCUCAGGUCUGCUGAUGGAUCCUGCAGGACCCCCAGUCACUUCAGCUGGAGGAGGACGAGCUCUUCAUCACAGAGGACAAAGACAAAUGUCUCCUCAGAGGAAGAUAAAAGAAGCAGAAGCAGACAAAUCUGAAUCUGAACGGACAUUUCAGACUCGCCGUGACGUUACUCCCUGACGACGUAGCGACUCCCUGACGACGUAGCGACUCCCUGACGACGUAGCGACUCCCUGACGACGUAGCGACUCCCUGACAACGCCAUCAGCUCUGCUGCUGAGAAUCAGAAUAACGUGACAGGAAGUGGAAAUAAGAUGUUGUUUGAAUAAAAUAAAAGGUGGACAACAAA